Messenger RNA from Schistocerca nitens (vagrant locust), 3654 nucleotides. RefSeq lists its product as uncharacterized. NCBI's taxonomy places the organism in Eukaryota, Metazoa, Arthropoda, Insecta, Orthoptera, Acrididae. The transcript is spliced from 5 exons. The coding region runs from base 1 to 3654 and encodes 1217 amino acids. The record is from RefSeq and is a predicted model, not a curated record.
AUGCAAGGCCUGCCUUCUGCCUUUGUAGAAUUGGGAGAAGUAGAAUUGGGAGAAGUAGAAUUGGGAGAAGUGGAAUUGGGAGAAGUGGAAUUGGGAGAAGUAGAAUUGGGAGAAGUAGAAUUGGGAGAAGUAGAAUUGGGAGAAGUAGAAUUGGGAGAAGUAGAAUUGGGAGAAGUAGAAUUGGGAGAAGUAGAAUUGGGAGAAGUAGAAUUGGGAGAAGUAGAAUUGGGAGAAGUAGAAUUGGGAGAAGUAGAAUUGGGAGAAGUAGAAUUGGGAGAAGUAGAAUUGGGAGAAGUAGAAUUGGGAGAAGUAGAAUUGGGAGAAGUAGAAUUGGGAGAAGUAGAAUUGGGAGAAGUAGAAUUGGGAGAAGUAGAAUUGGGAGAAGUAGAAUUGGGAGAAGUAGAAUUGGGAGAAGUAGAAUUGGGAGAAGUAGAAUUGGGAGAAGUAGAAUUGGGAGAAGUAGAAUUGGGAGAAGUAGAAUUGGGAGAAGUAGAAUUGGGAGAAGUAGAAUUGGGAGAAGUAGAAUUGGGAGAAGUAGAAUUGGGAGAAGUAGAAUUGGGAGAAGUAGAAUUGGGAGAAGUAGAAUUGGGAGAAGUAGAAUUGGGAGAAGUAGAAUUGGGAGAAGUAGAAUUGGGAGAAGUAGAAUUGGGAGAAGUAGAAUUGGGAGAAGUAGAAUUGGGAGAAGUAGAAUUGGGAGAAGUAGAAUUGGGAGAAGUAGAAUUGGGAGAAGUAGAAUUGGGAGAAGUAGAAUUGGGAGAAGUAGAAUUGGGAGAAGUAGAAUUGGGAGAAGUAGAAUUGGGAGAAGUAGAAUUGGGAGAAGUAGAAUUGGGAGAAGUAGAAUUGGGAGAAGUAGAAUUGGGAGAAGUAGAAUUGGGAGAAGUAGAAUUGGGAGAAGUAGAAUUGGGAGAAGUAGAAUUGGGAGAAGUAGAAUUGGGAGAAGUAGAAUUGGGAGAAGUAGAAUUGGGAGAAGUAGAAUUGGGAGAAGUAGAAUUGGGAGAAGUAGAAUUGGGAGAAGUAGAAUUGGGAGAAGUAGAAUUGGGAGAAGUAGAAUUGGGAGAAGUAGAAUUGGGAGAAGUAGAAUUGGGAGAAGUAGAAUUGGGAGAAGUAGAAUUGGGAGAAGUAGAAUUGGGAGAAGUAGAAUUGGGAGAAGUAGAAUUGGGAGAAGUAGAAUUGGGAGAAGUAGAAUUGGGAGAAGUAGAAUUGGGAGAAGUAGAAUUGGGAGAAGUAGAAUUGGGAGAAGUAGAAUUGGGAGAAGUAGAAUUGGGAGAAGUAGAAUUGGGAGAAGUAGAAUUGGGAGAAGUAGAAUUGGGAGAAGUAGAAUUGGGAGAAGUAGAAUUGGGAGAAGUAGAAUUGGGAGAAGUAGAAUUGGGAGAAGUAGAAUUGGGAGAAGUAGAAUUGGGAGAAGUAGAAUUGGGAGAAGUAGAAUUGGGAGAAGUAGAAUUGGGAGAAGUAGAAUUGGGAGAAGUAGAAUUGGGAGAAGUAGAAUUGGGAGAAGUAGAAUUGGGAGAAGUAGAAUUGGGAGAAGUAGAAUUGGGAGAAGUAGAAUUGGGAGAAGUAGAAUUGGGAGAAGUAGAAUUGGGAGAAGUAGAAUUGGGAGAAGUAGAAUUGGGAGAAGUAGAAUUGGGAGAAGUAGAAUUGGGAGAAGUAGAAUUGGGAGAAGUAGAAUUGGGAGAAGUAGAAUUGGGAGAAGUAGAAUUGGGAGAAGUAGAAUUGGGAGAAGUAGAAUUGGGAGAAGUAGAAUUGGGAGAAGUAGAAUUGGGAGAAGUAGAAUUGGGAGAAGUAGAAUUGGGAGAAGUAGAAUUGGGAGAAGUAGAAUUGGGAGAAGUAGAAUUGGGAGAAGUAGAAUUGGGAGAAGUAGAAUUGGGAGAAGUAGAAUUGGGAGAAGUAGAAUUGGGAGAAGUAGAAUUGGGAGAAGUAGAAUUGGGAGAAGUAGAAUUGGAAGAAGUAGAAUUGGAAGAAGUAGAAUUGGAAGAAGUAGAAUUGGAAGAAGUAGAAUUGGAAGAAGUAGAAUUGGAAGAAGUAGAAUUGGAAGAAGUAGAAUUGGAAGAAGUAGAAUUGGAAGAAGUAGAAUUGGAAGAAGUAGAAUUGGAAGAAGUAGAAUUGGAAGAAGUAGAAUUGGAAGAAGUAGAAUUGGAAGAAGUAGAAUUGGAAGAAGUAGAAUUGGAAGAAGUAGAAUUGGAAGAAGUAGAAUUGGAAGAAGUAGAAUUGGAAGAAGUAGAAUUGGAAGAAGUAGAAUUGGAAGAAGUAGAAUUGGAAGAAGUAGAAUUGGAAGAAGUAGAAUUGGAAGAAGUAGAAUUGGAAGAAGUAGAAUUGGAAGAAGUAGAAUUGGAAGAAGUAGAAUUGGAAGAAGUAGAAUUGGAAGAAGUAGAAUUGGAAGAAGUAGAAUUGGAAGAAGUAGAAUUGGAAGAAGUAGAAUUGGAAGAAGUAGAAUUGGAAGAAGUAGAAUUGGAAGAAGUAGAAUUGGAAGAAGUAGAAUUGGAAGAAGUAGAAUUGGAAGAAGUAGAAUUGGAAGAAGUAGAAUUGGAAGAAGUAGAAUUGGAAGAAGUAGAAUUGGAAGAAGUAGAAUUGGAAGAAGUAGAAUUGGAAGAAGUAGAAUUGGAAGAAGUAGAAUUGGAAGAAGUAGAAUUGGAAGAAGUAGAAUUGGAAGAAAUUCUUGACAAACUCUGUCAUGAAGCUGAGAGGAUCAUCAAAUUUCAUGGAGAAAUCCACUAUGAAUCUCAGGACCUGCCCAACAGCUGUUUCAUUGUACAUCAGUAUGCAUCCAUCUCUCCUCAGGCCAGCCAGGGUAGAAUAGUUUGUCAGUAUAUGAGCCAAUUGCCCGGCACAGUGCCCGGCACAGUGCCCGGCACAGUGCCCGGCACAGUGCCCGGCACAGUGCCCGGCACAGUGCCCGGCACAGUGCCCGGCACAGUGCCCGGCACAGUGCCCGGCACAGUGCCCGGCACAGUGCCCGGCACAGUGCCCGGCACAGUGCCCGGCACAGUGCCCGGCACAGUGCCCGGCACAGUGCCCGGCACAGUGCCCGGCACAGUGCCCGGCACAGUGCCCGGCACAGUGCCCGGCACAGUGCCCGGCACAGUGCCCGGCACAGUGCCCGGCACAGUGCCCGGCACAGUGCCCGGCACAGUGCCCGGCACAGUGCCCGGCACAGUGCCCGGCACAGUGCCCGGCACAGUGCCCGGCACAGUGCCCGGCACAGUGCCCGGCACAGUGCCCGGCACAGUGCCCGGCACAGUGCCCGGCACAGUGCCCGGCACAGUGCCCGGCACAGUGCCCGGCACAGUGCCCGGCACAGUGCCCGGCACAGUGCCCGGCACAGUGCCCGGCACAGUGCCCGGCACAGUGCCCGGCACAGUGCCCGGCACAGUGCCCGGCACAGUGCCCGGCACAGUGCCCGGCACAGUGCCCGGCACAGUGCCCGGCACAGUGCCCGGCACAGUGCCCGGCACAGUGCCCGGCACAGUGCCCGGCACAGUGCCCGGCACAGUGCCCGGCACAGUGCCCGGCACAGUGCCCGGCACAGUGCCCGGCACAGUGCCCGGCACAGUGCCCGGCACAGUGCCCGGCACAGUGCCCGGCACAGUGCCCGGCACAGUGCCCGGCACAGUGCCAGGCACAGUGCCCGGCACAGUGAUACAUUUAGCUGUAACAUGA